This is a messenger RNA of Hyaloscypha bicolor E, 970 nucleotides long. RefSeq lists its product as uncharacterized. The coding region runs from base 108 to 917 and encodes 269 amino acids. Lineage: Eukaryota; Fungi; Ascomycota; Leotiomycetes; Helotiales; Hyaloscyphaceae. The transcript has a single exon. The record is from RefSeq and is a predicted model, not a curated record.
CGCUGAGAAGGGCAAUCGGCACACCGUGUCUCGCUGCCCGAGCCCGAGAGGUCGUGUCUUGACAAGUAUGAAACCCAAAUGAUCUUCAGGUGCUGAAGGGUUCUCAAAUGCAUCAGGCUGGGCGAAGACUGGGAAGUUCUCGCGAUUGGACCAGCUCCCAAAUUAGAAAUGGCAGCAUCGGCAACUUGACAGGAUAUCCAAUACCUGCCUGCCAUGUGGGGUCGAGAAGCUUCGGUGUUCAAAGACAACAGAACAUGUCGAAGAUACUUCCAAUUUCUGGCUGGAAGUACAAACCCAAAGUAGGGUGCCCAGAGACCCUGUCUCUCUUCAGCGGCCUUGGCACUCGCGACCAAAAGAUCCUCACACUUUUUGCACGAACAGUGCGGGAGCUCGCCAAACCCCCAUCCUUCAAAAUCAUCGCCUCAAGAUCAAGCCUCCCUCCCACGGUUAUGGCGUCUUUGACGAGCAACACGUCUCCUCAGCUUUCGCCGAAAGUUCCGCGAUCCUGGUAUCUCACGACGAGGCACAUCAGCCUUGAAGCUGGAGGCUUCCCUCGGAAUGCUCAAUCAGGAAUGCCGCUUGUCCAUGCGGAAGUUCAUAGGUAUCUAACACGUUCACAGCAUGUACUGUACAAGUAUCUCUUGGGAGUGGCUUGCCGAGCUUGGAGCUGCAGUUGCUGCACGAUGCUGCAAAUGUCCGAAUGCAGGCGGAUCGUACAUUGUGCAGCGAGCCUAUCGUCCACUGGGGAGAAACACUGCGUUUACAGCUGUCGUGGACGAAAGCCAUUCUUCAACCUCCAUGGCCCAUGGUCGUCUACUGAAAUCUUCUUCUUUCCCGGCAUUACUCGAAUCUCCCACCGAAAUGGAAGCCGUAACUUGGACGAAGAAGGACUUCCCAGAAAAUCCGUCGCACAAUGAAGCCAUAAGAACGGUAGCUCUCAUUAACACUUUCGAAACAUGGAGCCCCACGA